Molecule: messenger RNA, 873 nt
Organism: Lecanosticta acicola
Lineage: Eukaryota; Fungi; Ascomycota; Dothideomycetes; Mycosphaerellales; Mycosphaerellaceae
Source: the annotation of a GenBank genome assembly
AUGCCAUACGCAACACUCAACGGUCAUAGGGUGCAUUAUUACGACUCCAAGGAGCAAGGUCUCAAGAUCGACAAUGGCAAGCUCCCAAUCAUAAUGAUACAUGGGCUUGGCUCCUCCGAGAAUUACUAUUUGCCUGUAAUCCCGCUGCUGGAUGGACACCGCUGUGUAGCAAUGACCACCUAUGGCGCCGCGUUGUCGAACUCACAAGGCGAGGAGCUCUCCUUGAAGAUCUUGGCAGAAGAUGUGGCUAGUCUGCUUGAUCAUCUGAAGAUCGAGCAGGCUAUCGUCGCCGGCCAUUCGAUGGGAGGUCCAAUGGCAUUCCAGGUGGCCGCAUUGCAUCCGGAUAAAGUGGCCGGCGUGGUUGCAAUUGGGCCUGUGAAUCCCUCAGGUGUAAAGCCGGAGAUGUUCACGCAACGUAUAGAAACCGUCAACAAAAGUAAGUCGCUGCUGCCAAUUUCUCCGCGGGGAGUUUGACGACUGAUGGAAAGCUCAGGUGGAAUGGAGCCCUUGGCGAAUACUGUUCCCGGUGCUGCAACCAACAAGAAGAGCACGCACCUGCAGAAGGCCAUGAUUCGGGAACUUAUCAUCAACCAAGAUCCAAAAGCAUACGCCUCUCAUUGCGAAGUCAUUAUCAACAUGAAGGAUCCCGGCUUUUCAUCCAUUCAAACGCCUGUACUGAUUCUCGCUGGCGAUGAGGAUCAAUCGGCACCAAUGGAGGGUUGCAAGGCUAUCUUUGAAAGCAUUGCUAGUGAAAUGAAGGAGCUUCGAGUACUCCCCGGCGUUGGACAUUGGCAUUGUAUAGAGGCUCCUGAGCGGGUUGCCAAGGAUAUUGCGUAUUUUGCAUCAGCCUUGCUGCAAUUAGCAGAGGGCUAG